Messenger RNA from Phasianus colchicus (ring-necked pheasant), 868 nucleotides. The record is from RefSeq and is a predicted model, not a curated record. Lineage: Eukaryota; Metazoa; Chordata; Aves; Galliformes; Phasianidae.
UUUAUGACGUCACAGCCGAGCUCUUCCUCAUUCUGCUGCAGCGGCCCGGCCGCGCAGCAGCUCCGGAGGAGGGGGGUCGCGCGUCGCCGCGCUCCGACGUCGGUCUGACGUCACCGUGACGUAGCUGUGACGUCAUUUCCCGCGUUCUCCACACCGAGGGGGUCGCCAUGGUGUCGUUGCUGUGCUGCGGGCCCAAGCUGGCGGCGUGCGGCAUCGUCCUGAGCGCCUGGGGAGUCGUCAUGCUGGUGAGGGGACGACACCACAACAACACAACACCACAACAACGUCCCAACACCGCAACCUCGAUUUCUAACACCUUUCUUUCCAUCCAUCCCAGCGGUCCGGAGCGAAUUUAUGGGCUGUACGAACGCGUGGGCACCAAUUGUUUCGUGGCUGCUGGGCUCUACCUGUUGUUGGGAGGCUUUGCUUUGUGUCAGGCACGACUCAAUAAGAGGAAGGAGUACCUCGUCCGCUAGUCGUCAUGGCAACCGACCCCAAAAAGACCCCAGUUUCCUCCCAAAACCCCCAUUUCCCCUCCAUAUCCCACUUCUGAUCCCGUUGGUGGUGGUUGGAGGACCCAGAGGUGAUGCUUGGAGGACCGACUGGUUUCGUUUCUCUCUUACCUACAAUGUUGCAACCCACGCAGUGUAAUAAAUGAUGUUGUGUUCUAUUCUAUAUGGAGUUCUGUGGGUCUGUCACCAUGGAGACCCCCCAAAAAACCCCCAUUCCCCUCCAUAUCCCACUUCUGAUCCCAUUGGUGGUGGUUGGAGGACCUGGAGGUGAUGCUUGGAGGACUGACUGGUUUUGUUUCUCCCUUACCUACAACGUUCCAACGCACGCAGUGUAAUAAAUGAUGUUGUGUUCUAUU